This is a messenger RNA of Empidonax traillii (willow flycatcher), 702 nucleotides long. RefSeq names its product synaptic vesicle glycoprotein 2A-like. The annotation marks the transcript as partial. Gene Ontology annotation, molecular function: transmembrane transporter activity. The transcript has 5 exons. NCBI's taxonomy places the organism in Eukaryota, Metazoa, Chordata, Aves, Passeriformes, Tyrannidae. Gene Ontology annotation, cellular component: membrane. Gene Ontology annotation, biological process: transmembrane transport. The record is from RefSeq and is a predicted model, not a curated record.
AUCGUGUACCUGGGCAUGAUGGUGGGCGCGUUCGUGUGGGGCGGGCUGGCCGACCGGCUGGGCCGAAGGCAGUGCCUCCUCAUCUCCCUCUCCGUCAACAGCGUCUUCGCCUUCUUCUCCUCCUUCGUCCAGGGCUACGGCACCUUCCUCUUCUGCCGCCUGCUCUCGGGCGUGGGCAUCGGCGGCUCCAUCCCCAUCGUCUUCUCCUACUUCUCGGAGUUCCUGGCGCAGGAGAAGCGCGGGGAGCACCUGAGCUGGCUCUGCAUGUUCUGGAUGAUCGGGGGCAUCUACGCCUCGGCCAUGGCCUGGGCCAUCAUCCCCCACUACGGCUGGAGCUUCCAGAUGGGCUCUGCCUACCAGUUCCACAGCUGGAGGGUCUUCGUCCUCGUCUGCGCCUUCCCCUCGGUCUUCGCCAUCGGGGCUCUCACCACCAUGCCCGAGAGCCCCCGCUUCUACCUGGAGAACGGGAAGCAUGAUGAGGCCUGGAUGGUGCUGAAGCAGGUCCACGACACCAACAUGAGGGCCAAGGGCCACCCCGAGAGGGUCUUCUCGGUCACACACAUCAAGACCAUCAAGCGGGAGGACGAGCUCAUCGAGAUCCAGUCGGACACCGGGACGUGGUACCGGCGCUGGCUCGUCCGAUGCCUCAACCUGUCCCAGCAGGUGAGGCCGGGGCUGCCAGGGGGUCCCCACGACCCCCCU